GCGCGGGACGAAGCGAGCCAACGAUGCGUCGCCACUCCUCCGCGCCUCUCCCACUCCCCACUCCUCCCCGCCGAGCCAACGGCGUCGGCGGCGAUGCCGUCCCCCACGUGCUACCUCCUCCUGAACCCCUCCAGGACCUGCCACCGCCUCCUCCCGCCGUCUCCGCGCCUCCCCGCCCGCUGCGCCCGCCUCCGUGUCUCCUGCGACGUGCCGCGGCAGGGGGGUGACGACGGCGGCGGGCCCAAGCGCGGGGUCAUCCCCGCCGGACCCGGAAAGGGCAAGAAGCAGGUCGUGUUCUUCGACGCCGCGCCGCCGGUGGCCCAGCAGGGAGACGGCGAGGAUGGGAAGGGGAAGGCGCCGGAGGUGAAGAAGGACGGCGCGGCGCUGCGGGCGCUGAGGCGCACCACCAAGCGGACGCUGUCGGUCCUGUCCAACCUCCUGCUCGCCAUCACCGAGAUGUUCGCCAUUGCCGGCCUCAUGGCCCUGGGCACGGUGAUUGACCAGGGAGAGGCGCCGAGCCACUACUUCGAGCAGUUCCCCGAGGACAACCCGGUGUUCGGCUUCAUCACCUGGAGGUGGAUCCUCACCCCCGGCUUCGACCACAUGUUCUCCUCGCCGGUCUUCCUCGGCUUACUCGCGCUCCUCGCGGCGUCGCUGAUGGCCUGCACCUUCACCACCCAAUUGCCCAUGGUGAAGGUGGCGAAAAGAUGGUCGUUUAUGAGUUCAGGGGGAAGCAUUAGGAAGCAAGACUUUGCGGAAUCUCUUCCCCGCGCAUCUAUUCAGGAUUUGGGGGUCAUCUUGAUGGGUGCCGGAUAUGAGGUCUUUACUAAGGGCCCGUCUUUGUAUGCCUUCAAGGGCCUUGCUGGUCGGUACGCGCCGAUUGGCGUGCACGUGGCGAUGAUUUUUGUCAUGGCAGGUGCCACGCUUUCUGCGACCGGAAGCUUUAAAGGCUCGGUGGAUGUCCCCCAAGGACUGAAUUUCGUCAUUGGAGAUAUCAUGAAACCCAAAGGCAUUUUCUCAGUCGCACCGGAUGUUUUCAAUACUGAAGUCCAUGUCAACCGGUUCUACAUGGAGUACUAUGAUAGUGGAGAGGUUUCACAAUUUUAUAGCGAUCUUUCACUUUUCGACCUUGAUGGCAAAGAAGUAAUGAGGAGGACGAUCAAAGUUAAUGAUCCCCUGAGGUAUGGUGGGAUCACGAUAUACCAAACGGACUGGGGGUUUUCAGCAUUACAGGUGAAGAAAAAUGGUGAAGGACCUUUUAACUUGGCAAUGGCACCCUUGCAACUGAAUGGCAAUAAAAAGCUAUACGGAACAUUCUUGCCACUUCAAGACUCUGAUUCUUCAGGUGUCAAGGGAAUAUCAAUGCUUGCUCGAGAUCUUCAGUCUAUUGUGUUGUAUGAUCAAGAUGGCAAGUUUGUAGGAGUUCGCCGGCCAAGCUCUAAACUCCCUAUUGAAAUCAAUGGCAAUGAAAUAUUAAUUGAGGAUGCUAUUGGCAGUACUGGUCUGGAUCUCAAGACUGAUCCAGGAAUUCCUAUCGUGUAUGCUGGAUUCGGUGCGCUCAUGUUGACGACCUGCAUUAGCUAUCUUUCGCAUGCUCAGUUAUGGGCGCUGCAAGACGGAACUACAGUAGUUGUCGGAGGGAAGUCCAAUCGAGCCAAAAUUGAAUUUUCUGAUGAGAUGAACCGGUUACUUAAUAAAGUACCAGAGUUGGUUAGUGUUGGUGAGAAAACAGUAGAUAAUAAAUCAAGUACUGCGUGAGGGAUUCGUUUUGUUCGGUUGAGAUUGCUGAAGACACGCAGGUGUUGAAUUGAAGUUGGUUCAUAGACAAGUCCCUCUCGAAGAACAGGAAAUCUUACAUUCUAUUGGUGAAGACAAUUCCUGUUGCAAUUGGACUAUGUAUUCAUCAUUCAGGUCAAGUUUGCUUGCAAGGAAUUGUACAUUCUCAUGGGUCUAUGGUGUUAUUGUAUCAAAAGGAAACUGAUGUUGUCACUCUAUUAGGGCAGAACAAAGUGAUAAAUAUAAAUUAUACCGUGAAGUUGAACCAUUUGGUUCAGGUACUGAAUUUUCAAAA
Messenger RNA from Triticum dicoccoides, 2071 nucleotides. Its product is annotated as cytochrome c biogenesis protein CCS1, chloroplastic-like. The record is from RefSeq and is a predicted model, not a curated record. Lineage: Eukaryota; Viridiplantae; Streptophyta; Magnoliopsida; Poales; Poaceae. The coding region runs from base 94 to 1758 and encodes 554 amino acids. The transcript has 8 exons.